AAAAAUACUCGGGGACACUAAAAAAAAAAAAAAAAAUGGGUGAUGUAGUCAUUUUGAAAAGCGCACAUAAAAAAAAAAAAAACGCGACCCUAGUUGAUUUUUUUUUCCUUUCUCUUCUUCUCUUUUUUUCUUUCUUUUUCCUUCAAAAAGUUCUUUUUUUUUCUCUCUCUAUUAUAUAUAUAUAAUCAUCAUGGGUAUUCUCGAUAUUGUUCCUGCUGGUGUCAUUGUUGGUGACGAUCUUCGUAAACUCUUUGAAUACGCUCGUGAACAUAAGUUUGCUAUUCCUGCCAUUAACUGUACUUCUACUAGCACCAUCAAUGCUGCUCUUGAAGCUGCUCGUGAUAUCAAAUCUCCUAUCAUCAUUCAAUUCUCCAAUGGUGGUGCCGCUUAUAUUGCCGGUAAGGGUUUGAGUAACAAGAAUCAAGAAGCCUCUGUUAUCGGUGCCGUUGCUGGUGCUCAAUAUGUCCGUGCUGUCGCUAAGGCUUACGGUAUUCCUGUUGUUCUUCACUCUGAUCACUGUGCCAAGAAGCUUCUCCCUUGGUUCGAUGGUAUGCUUGCUGCUGAUGAAGAAUACUUCAAGGCCAAUGGUGUUCCUUUGUUCUCCUCUCACAUGUUGGAUCUUUCUGAAGAAAGUAAGGAAGAAAACAUUGAAAUCUGUCUCAAGUACCUCAAGCGUAUGGCACCUAUGGGAUGUUUGUUGGAAAUGGAAAUUGGUAUCACUGGUGGUGAAGAAGAUGGUGUUAACAACGAAGAUGUUGACAAUGCUGCUCUUUACACUCAACCUGAAGAUAUCUGGGAUAUCUAUCAAGCUUUCUCCAAGGUCACUGAUCUUUUCUCCAUUGCUGCUGCCUUUGGUAAUGUCCAUGGUGUUUAUAAACCUGGUAACGUUCACCUUCAUCCUGAAUUGUUGGAAAAACAUCAAGCUUACGUUGCCAAGCAACUUGGUGGUGAACAAACCAAGCCUGUGUACUUUGUCUUCCAUGGUGGUUCUGGUUCUACUGAACAAGAAAUUGCUACCGCUGUUAGCAAUGGUGUUGUCAAGAUGAACGUUGAUACUGAUACUCAAUGGGCUUAUUGGGUUGGUUUGAAGAACUACUAUGAAGAAAAGAAGGAUUACCUCCAAGCUCAAGUUGGUAACCCUGAUGGUGCUGAUAAACCCAACAAGAAGUACUAUGAUCCUCGUGUGUUUAUUCGGGAAGCUGAAAAGACUAUGAUCAAGCGUGUCCAACAAGCUUGCAAGGAUUUGGGAAAUGUUGACGUUUUGUAAAUAGAUAAUUAUAGUUUUUAGUCGUUCUCUUUUUUUUUUUAGUUUUAGUUUUUUCUUAGUCAUUAGUAGUUACUAUUUAUGAAAUAAAAAUAUCCAAAUGAAUCAUC
This is a messenger RNA of Halteromyces radiatus, 1374 nucleotides long. Its product is annotated as fructose-bisphosphate aldolase, class II. Gene Ontology annotation, cellular component: cytosol. NCBI's taxonomy places the organism in Eukaryota, Fungi, Mucoromycota, Mucoromycetes, Mucorales, Cunninghamellaceae. Gene Ontology annotation, molecular function: zinc ion binding; fructose-bisphosphate aldolase activity. Bases 191 to 1267 code for a protein of 358 amino acids. Gene Ontology annotation, biological process: glycolytic process; gluconeogenesis. The record is from RefSeq and is a predicted model, not a curated record. The transcript is spliced from 6 exons.